Molecule: messenger RNA, 288 nt
Organism: Symbiodinium sp. CCMP2456
Lineage: Eukaryota; Dinophyceae; Suessiales; Symbiodiniaceae
Source: the annotation of a GenBank genome assembly
AUGGAGUCCUUCGAGCUCUUGAAAUCCGUAGGACUCCAGGAUAUGCCCUUGGCUUUCUUCCAUCAGGUCCAAGGGGUGCUUUGGCCCGAGCUCGAAGAGCCUCACGAUAUCUUGAGUCCUGACGAGCUGGCCAUCGUAGUUCAGAACUACCGAGAUGGAGGAUCAGUGAGGGAGCUCGCGAAGCAGUUUUGGGGGGCCCAGGAAAAGAUUCGACUCGAAGCCCAACCUUUGACACCGGAGAAGGAGAAGGCACCCAAGAAGGAUGUGGGCAGCGAGCAGUCGAUUUAG